AUGUCGCAGGGAUUAGAUAUCGACAUAAUGAUGAAUUCAUCCACCAUGUUAAGAUUUCAUGAUUUUUCAGAUGCAGAAGAUCUCGAAAUAUUAGGUGAGAUGGAGAAGCCCACAAUGGCUCAGAUUGGUGUAAAUUAUGAUCGAAAAGGGAGAUCAGGUACAUCUGCGAUAAUCAACUUCAGUAGACAAAAUCCCAAGGCUUCUGAAAAUCUACAGGAAGAUUUGAUUGGUGAAGUUAUUGACAUUGACAAUACUCCAGUAUUUAGGAAUAUCAGUGACUGUUCACCAUUUCUGCUUGAUUGGGGGGUGGGGGAAGAUUAUGCAACAAGAAAAUUUAGAAUGAGUAAACCAUUUCCAGGACACUACACAAAACUACAGCCUACAGGCGCACCACGCAGGGAGGAAACUCAGGCGGCAGGCGCAGCCUCGCAGUCGCAGGGAAGGGCUGAACUGAAGGUGGAGGAGUGGAGGCGGUCCAGGCGAAGCAGCGUGGAGGAAACUCAGGCGCAGCGGCUGCCGGCAGGGAAGUGA
Molecule: messenger RNA, 531 nt
Organism: Fraxinus pennsylvanica
Lineage: Eukaryota; Viridiplantae; Streptophyta; Magnoliopsida; Lamiales; Oleaceae
Source: the annotation of a GenBank genome assembly